UAUCUCAGAGGGAAUUACCAUACUGGUGGAACUUUCAAAGUCCCACUCAAACCGGAAAAGCAUCAUGGUAGGGAGAACUGUGUCAUCAAUGAGUGGAGACAGGUGGGUUCCUGUGAAGGUCGUGAACCCAAGUGACAAGCCUGUAACACUGAGGAGGAACAUGAAGUUAGCUGAUGUUUCACCAUGUGUGGCACUUGAAGACUUCGAGCUCGGAGUGGACCAUGUCACCGACACAGAGCUAAAAGCACAAGGCCAAAGCGUAAGAGUAAGCACUGACCAUGUCCCUGAUACCUCUGUAACUACCACCCUUCAGGACAAGCUUGCUGGUCUUGGAUUGAACGAUAUAGACAUCAACUCUUGUGAAGUGUCCCUGUAUUGGAAGUACUGGACUGUGGCCUGGCCAAAGACUUUGUCCACCGGAUCCAUCUGACUGAUGAGCGCCCCUUCCGUCUAGCAUACCGCCGUGUCCCACCAAGCCAAUACCAGAAACUAAGAGAAGUCCUCUCUGAGAUGGAAGAGAAGAACAUCAUACGCAAGUCAUCAAGUGAGUGGGCUUCGCCAUUAGUACUGGUUUGGAAAAAAAAUGGAGAGCUACGCAUCUGUGUGGACUACCGGUGGCUUAAUGCACGCACAGUGAAGGAUGCCCACCCAGUACCCCACCAAGCUGACUGUUUGGCUGCGUUAGGGGUAAAUACCAUAUUCAGCGCCAUGGACUUGACAUCGGGGUUCUACAAUGUCCCCAUGCAUGAACAGGACAAGAAGUUUCACUACACCAGUAGGCCUCCAUGAGUUCAACCGACUACCCCAAGGCCUGUGCAACAGCCCGGCGAGUUUCAUGCGCCUCAUGAUGAGUGUCUUUGGAGACCAAAACUUCUUGACCCUGCUGUGCUACCUUGACGAUGUUUUGGUCUUUGCCCCAAAUGAAGAGGAAGCCCUGAACAGACUCGAAAUGGUCUUUAAGCGGUUGAGAGGACAUGGGCUUAAGUUGGCACCGAAGAAAUGCCAUUUCUUUAGGCGAAGCGUCAGGUUCUUGGGCCACAUCAUUAACGAGAACGGAGUUGCCACUGAUUCUGAAAAGAUACAAGUCAUCACAGACAUGAGUGAAGCGGAUUUGAUGAUGGAGGAUGGAGUCACACCUUCAGCAAAAAGGAUCAAGUCUUUCCUCGGUAUGAUAAUGUAUUACCAGAGAUUCAUACAAAACUGUUCCAGCAUGGCAAAGCCCCUGUUCUCCCUGACCGCCGCUGCCACUGGAAAGGCCAACGCAAAACGGGCUUCUCACUUCAAAAGGCUCAGCCCAGGUGAUUGGACUCAAGAACAGAGCAACUCAUUCAUCCAGACUUUGGUCGCCCUUUCAUUCUCUCAACCGACGCUUCAUUGGAUGGAUUGGGCGCUGUACUCUCUCAAGUCCCCGAAGGAGGGAGCAAGGCACGUCCCAUAGCCUUCGCAAGCAAGGCUCUGACUCGCCCUCAAAUGAAGUAUCCAGCUCAUCGGUUGGAGUUCCUCGCUCUCAAAUGGUCUGUGUGUGAUAAAUUCAGCCAUUGGUUAAAGGGACAUUCCUUCACCGUCUGGACCGACAAUAACCCGUUAACCUACAUCCUCACAAAGCCAAAGUUGGAUGCUUGUGAACAGCGGUGGGUGUCGAAGCUGGCUCCAUACGACUUCAGUAUUCAAUAUAUCCCAGGCAGCAAGAACAUCGUCGCGGAUGCCUUGAGUAGACAACCCUUUGUCAAGCCACGGGUCAGCGAGAGACUUAUAGCAGAGCCGUAUGGAGCUCUGCUGGAAGAAGCGCAGCAGAUCCGAGAUGACAGGAUACAGGAUGUGUUUCGGCUGAGCACCAACUGCCAAGAGGUCAAAAUGGGUGGAUCUGAAAUGGCAUGCAGUUCAAUGAGCAGUGAAGAAGUGACAGCCGUCCUGGAUGGUCAAGUUGAGUGGGUUGAGGGACCCAAAGGACGAGUGAUCUCCUGGCUGGCAAACAAUGUGCAUAAGCUCGUUCCACCAGGUGAAAGUGCCUUACCUGUCUUCUCCCUUAAAGAGCUCCAAGACAAGCAACAGGAAGACACUAUACUGGCAAGAGUCAUACACUACGUGUCACGUGGUAGUAGACCAUCGAGGAGAGAAAGAGUCAAAGAGCCUCUCAAAGUCCAGAAAACUCUAAAGCAGUGGGAAAAGCUCAAGAUGUUGGAUGGUAUCCUGUAUAGAGUGAUCAAAGACUCACUAACUGGGAGAAGGCGUUACCAGUAUGUCGUGGCUGCAUGACUGACCAAGCAGGCUCUGCAGGGUGUCCAUGAUGAGGCUGGGCACCAGGGACAGCACUGGACUCUAUAUCUUGCGAGGCAGAGGUUCUACUGGAUUGACAUGGAACGAGAUGUCCGUGAAUAUGUCAAGUCAUGCAAGCGCUGUGUGGUAAGCAAGACACCCGAACCUGAAGGGAGAGCGCCUCUCGAGAGCAUCAAAACAACAAGCCCUCUCGAGAUGGUCUGCAUUGACUUUUGGUCAGCCGAAAUCCCAAAUGGAAAAACUGUCGAUGUCCUGGUCAUCACUGACCAUUUCACAAAAAUGGCUCACGCUUUUCCAUGUCACGAUCAGUCAGCAAAGCAGGUUGCCCGUCAGCUCUGGGAUCGAUACUUCUGUGUCUACGGCUUCCCAGAGAGAAUUCACUCCGACCAAGGAGCCAACUUCGAGAGCCAGUUGAUCUGAGAGUUGCUGCUGAUUUCUGGUGUAAAGAAGUCGAGGACAACGGCUUAUCAUCCCAUGGGAAACGGUGUGGUUGAACGCUUCAACCGGACAUUGGGAAGCAUGAUCAGAGCUCUCCCUCCAAGAGCCAAGCAAAAAUGGCCCCAGAUGUUGCAGACGUUGACUUUCGCCUACAACUGCACUGCCCACGAGUCAACAGGCUACGCCCCGUUCUAUCUAAUGUAUGGGAGGAUCCCCAGACUCCCAGUUGACGUGAUGUUCCACAAUGUGGAGAGGGACUGUGACAUCGCUGACUAUGAUAAAUAUGUCCUUAAACUGAGGGAGGAGUUAAAAGAGGCAUUAUCAUCUGCUCAGGCCAAUGCUGUCACCAGUCAGCAGCACCAAACUGAACUGUACAACAAGAGGACCAAAGGUCAUGACAUCGCUGAGGGAGACCAAGUGCUCUUGUCAAACAAAUGUGAAAGGGGACGCAAGAAAUUGUCUGACAAAUGGGAGUCUAUCCCGUACAUGGUGGUCUCAAGAGAUCCUAGGUGUCAUACCUAUCGGAUAAGGAAUACAAGCAGUGGCCGUGAAAAGGUUGUGCAUCGCAAUCGCCUCCUGUGCGCAAACUUUCUUCCACUUGAGGUGGAAGAUGAAGAGGAUGUUGACGCAUCGUUCACUGAGUCAUCUGAGUCGAGCCAUGACGAGACACAAAGCCGCGUGUCAGAUGUGGCAACAGGUGAUGUCACAGAAGACAGGACAUCCAGUUGGGUUCUGGAUAGUGCUCCUGUUGUCCAAACAUGUCUUGACGAUGAUGAAGAGCUUGGAGACAUUGACCUGCGGGAAAGUGUUAGCCGGAGGUCAAUGAGUGUGUCAAGUGUGGUCGAUGAAACAGGCUGUAGCAACGACCCCCCAAGCACUGUGAUCAGUGUUGUCUCCCGUAUUAGAACAAGGGUGGGUAGGCUGGUGAAACCUGUAGAUAGACUCAUUCAGAACACUCAGGAAAAUACUAGCUUGAGUGAUGAACCUCUGUAAGCCAUCAAGUACCUUAAGACAAUUCUUUAAUCCAGUGUUUGGGUUGAACAUGUGUUAGAGUAGGAGUGAUAAAUAUUAGGUACUCCUUGUCUUUUUAAAGGUAUAUUUAAGUAUUACCUUUAUGAAGUAACGUGUAUGGUGGUGUAAAGGGCACCCUUUUUUGAAAGUGUACCCUGGAGGGUUGCGCAGCCCUCCUCGGCCAUUUUCUCAGUAAUAUGAGUAACUAAUGAGUUGCAUAACGUGAAUGUAUUGGAGUGUUCUGCUAAAGUCUUGAGGUAUUUUGGUGAAGUUCAGAGGGGAGUAUGUAGCCGAGCUAAAUUUAAUUUGAUUUUGUUUUAUUUUUUUAUCAUUGUUCAUACCUUUUUUUAUUGUGAACUCCACCAAAUAUUGGUUCCUAAGUAAGUUGGUUUCGUUGUUCCCUAUGGCAUGCCUUUUGUUUCCCUGGGGAGUGGUUUGGCGUUGCACCUGUGUGUCUAGCGUCAGUGAGCGCUGAUGCACGGAGCUGAGUGGAGAGUGAUAUCCCGGAUUGUGUGUGACGCCCGUGUUGUUUUGUCUCCUUUUGAAAGGUAUGCCUGUUAUGUGUCUUUGUUUAUGGUAUAAUAUGUAAAAUGAGUGUGAGAGGAAAAUGACAAUUCUCUAUUAUAUUUUAUUUCCUUUAUUAGUGUAUAUAUUUAAUAUACUGUCUUUUUAUUUAAUUAAUUUAUUUGAGAUCAUUUUAUGCUUUGUUUAAAUUUUUAUAAUUUAUUCCCUACAUGUAUUCUUUGAAAGUCACAGGCUAUAUUAAGCUAGCGUGAGUGAGCGCUGAUGCACGGAGCUGAGUGGAGAGUGAUAUCCCAGAUUGUGUGCGACGCCCGUGUUGUUUUGUCUCCUUUUGAAAGAAUAAACCUCCAGUACUCGACUCCUGUGUGUGCCUCACUCAAAGAUAAAAGACACAACGCAGAAAGACAUCGGUUACAUAUAUAUAUAUAUAUUAGAGCUGUCAAGCGAUUAAAAUAUUUAAUCGUGAUUAAUCGCAUUAAUGUCAUAGUUAACUCACGAUUAAUCGCAAAUUCUUUUUCUAUGCUAAAUAUCCCUUGAUUUUUUUUGUCCCAUAAUUCUUCUCAUUUUAAUUCUCUUAUCAACAUGGUGAAGUGCAUCGGCUUGCCUUGUGCAAAUGAUUUUUUAUUGAUAACAACAUUGGCAUAUACUGAUCAAAACAGGACGAUACAAAAAAAAGAGCCUAUAGUGCAAUUAAACGACUGCUUUGAACAAAUGUCAUUUGAACAUAGCA
Molecule: messenger RNA, 4978 nt
Organism: Gadus macrocephalus (Pacific cod)
Lineage: Eukaryota; Metazoa; Chordata; Actinopteri; Gadiformes; Gadidae
Exons: 2
Coding region: 2752-3708 (318 amino acids)
Biological process (GO): DNA integration
Molecular function (GO): nucleic acid binding
Source: RefSeq, a predicted model, not a curated record